Molecule: messenger RNA, 1524 nt
Organism: Microtus oregoni (creeping vole)
Lineage: Eukaryota; Metazoa; Chordata; Mammalia; Rodentia; Cricetidae
Gene: Dctpp1
Product: dCTP pyrophosphatase 1
Exons: 3
Coding region: 92-604 (170 amino acids)
Biological process (GO): nucleoside triphosphate catabolic process
Molecular function (GO): nucleoside triphosphate diphosphatase activity
Source: RefSeq, a predicted model, not a curated record
CAAGGCGCUGGGAUUGGUCGGGACCCUGGAGGCGACUCCGAACGUGGCGCGGGGUUUGCUCUCUGCGGCGCGGCGGGGACUGGUGGGCGGAAUGUCCCAAGCCGGUGGCGGUGCGAGCGGUGAUGCGGGGCAAGAAAACUCUGCUGUUGCCGGCCCGUUCAGCUUCAGCCCGGAGCCCACGCUUGAGGACAUCCGACGUCUCCAUGCAGAAUUUGCUGCUGAACGGGACUGGGAGCAGUUCCACCAGCCUCGGAACCUGCUCCUAGCCUUGGUGGGAGAAGUGGGCGAGCUGGCAGAACUCUUCCAGUGGAAGUCUGAUGCAGAGCCUGGUCCUCAAGCCUGGCUGCCAAAGGAACGAGCAGCCCUUCAAGAGGAGCUCAGCGACGUCCUCAUCUACCUGGUGGCAUUAGCAGCCCGUUGUCGCGUGGAUUUACCUCGAGCAGUAAUUGCCAAAAUGGACACCAACCGACGUCGUUACCCAGUCCAUCUCUCCCGAGGUUCUGCCUGCAAGUACACAGACUUGCCCCAUGGGGCCAUCCCUGAAAACCAGGCUGUAGGGGCUGCAGAACCUACCUCUGAGUUGCAAAGCCAGGCCUCCACCUAGGAAACAGUGUCAGAACAGCAGAGAUGGACUCGUUCUAGUCCGUUCUUAACUGAGUCAUAGGUCUGAUGCCCUAGUUUCCAAAAAAUAAUCUCCUGGUCUUUUUUCUCUCAAUAAAAUGAUACAUGACAACAACAUCUAGAUUUUUCCUGGGUGGCUAGGUGGAACAUCUCAGGGCCUUCAGAGAAGCAGGCUUACAAAAGCAGAGAACCGGAAGUAAAUGUGGGCCACAAGGCUUUGAUGAGUGCAGAAUACAGCUUCCUUUCCUCUUUGGUCCCUUGAUACAAGUAAAGGCCACCCACCCCUCUCACCUGGCUAAUUCUGUUCUUCCUCUGCAGCGAGGUGGUACUGAGUGAAUGAUUUAUGUGGUGUGUAACCUAAGGCACCCCACUUCCCGAGACUGCUAGGCCUGCCUCCCCAAAACAGGGUCACACAGAGAAAGCAAUAGUAGUGAUUAUCUGCCCCUCUUGCCUUCCCAGGUAAAGCAAGUCAUCAUUAAACUGCUUUGUUUUAUAUUUCCAAACCCUCUGAAUCUUGUUGGGUUUUGUUUUAUUUUUUGAGACAGGGUUUCUCUGUGUGGCUUUGGAGUCUGCCCUAGAACUCGCUCUAUAGAGCCUUCUGACAGGGAUGCUGGAGUGUAGCUCUUCACAGCUGAUGGCCUCUGGAGGGAGGUGGGGAAUGACUCGGUUAUCUUUAAGGGGCUGGCCGGUCGCUGGGCAUUUGGCCAUGCUCCAGUGAGUAUUGAGUGGGCAGUACAAAUUGGACCUGAUGUAUUUUUUUUCUUUUUGUGGUGAGGGCACAAGGCUGGAGGGUAGACCUGGGAGGAACUGGAAAUGAGUGUAAACAGGGUGCAUUGUGUGAUAUUCCCAAAUGAAUAAAAAUGUUACAAUGGAAAUAAAGGUGUACGCCACAGGGGAAAAGCA